Branchiostoma floridae (Florida lancelet) is the source of this 1017-nucleotide messenger RNA. RefSeq lists its product as uncharacterized. The transcript has 2 exons. The coding region runs from base 1 to 1017 and encodes 338 amino acids. The record is from RefSeq and is a predicted model, not a curated record. Lineage: Eukaryota; Metazoa; Chordata; Leptocardii; Amphioxiformes; Branchiostomatidae.
AUGGCAGCCGUCUACUCCACAACCCCUGCCCAGCGGAAGCAAGGGAUGACAGAGAGGAUCGUCAAAACCACGGACAAGAAUAACCCGCGGGAGAGCACUACACAAGCAGAACACACCGUGAUGGCGGCUGUCUACACCAUGACAAAUACCCAGCGGAACGCAAGGAUGACAGAGAGGAUCGUCAAAACCACGGACAGGAAUACUCCGCGGGAGAGCACUACACCAGCAGAACACACCGUGAUGGCGGCUGUCUACACCACAACACCUGCCCAGCGGAACGCAAGGAUGACAGAGAGGAUCGUCAAAACCACGGACAAGAAUACCCCGCGGGAGAGCACUACACAAGCAGAACACACCGUGAUGGCGGCUGUCUACACCACAACACCUGCCCAGCGGAACGCAAGGAUGACAGAGAGGAUCGUCAAAACCACGGACAAGAACACCCCGCGGAAGAGCACUGCACAAGCAGAACACACCGUGAUGGCGGCUGUGUACACCACAACACCUGCCCAGCGGAACGCAAGGAUGACAGAGAGGAUCGUCAAAACCACGGACAAGAACACCCCGCGGAAGAGCACUGCACAAGCAGAACACACCGUGAUGGCGGCUGUGUACACCACAACACCUGCCCAGCGGAACGCAAGGAUGACAGAGAGGAUCGUCAAAACCACGGACAAGAAUACCCCGCGGAAGAGCACUACACAAGCAGAACACACCGUGAUGGCGGCUGUGUACACCAUGACAAAUACCCAGCGGAACGCAAGGAUGAUGGAGGGGAUCGUCAAAACCACUGACAAGAACACCCCGCGGGAGGGAACCGCUUCAACAGCCGAGAAAUCUACCCGCCAGUCCGGCAGGAUGACAGAAAGGAACACCAAAACCACGAACAGGAAGUCCAACCAGGAUGACGCCAUUCCAGCAGUUGAUGAUGCCCAAUGGCAUACCGUCAUGAUGGUCAUCUACAUCAUCAGCGCAUGCCUGGCUGUUAUCGUUCUGUACGGGGUUGAGAAAGUGUGA